UCCUAAUGAAUACACGCCAGGUGAUGUCAUGUUUUGUGGAUCAUGUGAUUUGGCUGUGUGAAGAAUGGCUGACCAAGCGGUGACUACUGAGAGAGGUUUGUUUUUUGGCUGCAGACUGGCUCAGCGAAUACUGAUGUUUCUUGGUAUUCAUAGUCUUUUCUACAAUUUGUUGAGUGUCCUGGACAGAACGUUGAGGUCCUGGACUUCCACGGCAUGGAUCACCAGCUGGCUGCCCUCCUGGUGCCCCACCUCCCAGAACCAGCUCAAGACUGCAGAGGAGAAGAUGCUGCAAUGCAUCACAGGCAAGGUGUCCCAGCAGUAUGUCCCAAUCUCGGAUGGUAACAUGCUGUGGACCCUCACAUUGAAUGGAAACAUGAAGAACCAGACUCCCCUGGUGCUGCUGCAUGGCUUCGGUGGAGGGGUGGGCCUGUGGGCCCUCAACCUAGACGCCCUGGCCCAACAGAGACCCGUCUAUGCCUUUGACCUGCUGGGCUUCGGCCAGAGCAGCAGGCCCUACUUCAGCUCCGACGCCAAGGAGGCUGAGGCACAGUUUGUGGACUCCAUCGAGCAGUGGAGGGCUAAAGUCGGCCUGGAAGCCAUGGUCAUGCUGGGACAUAACUUUGGAGGUUAUUUGGCAGCUGCUUAUUCGCUUAAGUAUCCUACCAGGGUAAAGCACAUGGUGCUGGUUGAGCCGUGGGGCUUACCUGAGCGUCCAGACACAGAAGACCAGGACAGGCCCAUCCCCGUGUGGAUCAAAGCCCUGGGAGCCAUGUUGAGCCCGUUCAACCCCCUGGCAGGGCUACGUCUGGUGGGGCCACUGGGUCCCACACUUGUUUCAACUCUAAGACCAGACUUCAAGAAGAAAUACUUGUCCAUGUUCAACGACGAUACGGUCACAGAGUAUAUCUAUCACCUGAACGUCCAGACUCCCAGUGGUGAGACAGCCUUCAAGAACAUGACUAUCCCAUACGGGUGGGCCAAGAGGCCUAUGCUGCAGAGGAUUGGCUGGCUCCAUGCUGACAUCCCUAUUACUGUGAUAUAUGGGUCACGCUCCAGCAUCGACGGUAACUCGGGCAACGCUAUCAAAGAAAUGAGGCCAAACUCUCAUGUGGAGAUCAUAGCUAUCAGAGGGGCGGGCCACUACGUCUAUGCUGACCAGCCAGAGGACUUCAACCACAGAGUGCUUCAGGUCCUCAGUAGUAGACCCACCACCACCAGCACAGCAGACCUGCUAACUAGGGAAGGACCCCGUGUUGAAAAGAUGAUUCUCCUGGAUUGUUUGGUUUGACACUUUUGUAUUCAUUCUACUGACUAAAGAGAAUGGCUCAGUUGUUACUGCUUGUCGGGAUUUUGGUCAUUUUGUGAUGAGUGUGUCAGCUUUUAAUCUGCUGUUUUAAGAAAUGUGAUUCUCAGAACGAUACAGACUACUACUUGUGGAUUAUUCUUAUUCUGUCAAAGAUCCUUCGUGAGAUUAUUUAGAAAUGUUUCAUUUGCGUCAGAACAGCUCAUGUAGAUAUGACCACGGACCAUAGAGUUUUGAUUUAAAUACACAUGAUUGUGGAACUUCUAGACCUCUGGUUUUGCUGAUGGACUCCUGAGUGGCACAGUGGUCUAAGGCACUUCAUCUCAGUGCUUCAUCUCAGUUCCAGGCUGUAUCACAACCGGCCGUGAUUGGCAGUCCCAUAGGGCGGCGCACAAUUGGCCCAGCGUCGUUAGGGUUGGUCCGGGGUCGUUAGGGUUGGUCCGGGGUCGUUAGGGUUGGUCCGGGGUCGUUAGGGUUGGUCCGGGGGUUGGUCCGGGGUCGUUAGGGUUGGUCCGGGGUCGUUAGGGUUGGUCCGGGGUAGGCCGUCAUUGCAAAUAAGAAUUUCUUCUUAACUGACUUGCGAAGUUAAAUCAAGGUUAAAUAAAUACCAAAUAUAAAAAUAUUUCCCCAUGACAACCGAAGUGCCUUGUUAAUGACCUAGUAUGUGACCAGGGACUACAGUCAUUGCUGCUGCUUUUUGGUCUUGUCUUUUUAUGGGUCCUUUUGCAAGUGGUCGUUUUCACUUCAAGAUGUUCUAAUUACGUUCUCAUUCAUAGUGUUUUGGCUCUUGUUGUGGUCUAGUGUUAAAAUAAUCCACUUAUUAAUAGCUAGUGUGUGCAGGUGAAGGAAAACAAAGCAGCAGAAUCUAGUAAUUGAAGAUAACUACUCCAUUCUUCUCAGCUGCCAUUGUGGGGAAAGAAGGUUCGGUCUCAAUAAAUCACAUUCAUUCAUUGCAACAGUAUUUGAUAGUAUUAUUAGGCACCUGUCCAGGGUGUCUGGAAAAGCACAGGUCUAAGAUCAGUUAGCAUAGCUAUAGCAGCCUGUCCUCUUAUACCAUAUAGGUGACAGCUAAUAUCUCUGUGUGAAGUUGCAGAUUGGGUGGGUUACUUAGACUUCUCCAGCCACUUUACCCAGUGAAACCUUUAAAAACUAUCUAAAGCACCGUUUACUAGAUGUGCUGAGCCCAAGGAUAAGGUUUGAUAAACUCCUGAACAUGUGGAUGCCUUUGUAUUGUGGCCUGUAUCAUUGUAAGUCUCCAAUCACAAGUCAAUUACCGUGGUGCUUCUCUAUUCAUGUAUUGUAAAAUACCUGUAAAUAAUAAAGAUUAUAUUAUGA
Messenger RNA from Oncorhynchus kisutch (coho salmon), 2638 nucleotides. Its product is annotated as 1-acylglycerol-3-phosphate O-acyltransferase ABHD5-like. Gene Ontology annotation, cellular component: lipid droplet; mitochondrion. The record is from RefSeq and is a predicted model, not a curated record. Gene Ontology annotation, molecular function: lysophosphatidic acid acyltransferase activity; carboxylic ester hydrolase activity. Lineage: Eukaryota; Metazoa; Chordata; Actinopteri; Salmoniformes; Salmonidae. Gene Ontology annotation, biological process: negative regulation of triglyceride storage; positive regulation of triglyceride catabolic process; phosphatidic acid biosynthetic process.